AUGUCUAAGUCUUUUCUGUUGCUCUUCUUCACUUGCAUCAUCUUCUCGUUGAGUUGCAGCACCCCAUCUGAUUCAGGAAUAUGGUUCCUGCAUCAGUACACUAGACAAGGUGGGAGGAAAUUCGAGCAGAAAACGGAUAAGUUUUGGGAGUUUCACCAGCAAUCAAACAGGUGGGUUGAAGUGGAACAACCUUUCGAUCUAGUUUCAUGUGUUGAUGGUAGCUGUACAAAGGUUUGCUCAAUAGGUCAUCAGAGGAACAAGACUGAAAAGAACUUAGAAGAGGAAUCAACUCCUGUUUCUAAUUCCAUAGGAAUUACUGAAAGAAAGGAACAAGUUUAUAAAAUCUUACCUUUCAGAAAGAGAGUUUCUCUGAUCAAAAUGUCUGAUGCAUCUAUCUGGAUCACUGGACCGAGUGGAUCAAUAUAUGAAAGAUUUUGGAAUGGUCUGCAGUGGGUAUUAGCACCACAUGAAUUUCCUGUAAGUGCAGGGCAGGCUACUUCAGUCUUUGCUGUUAACCAGACAAUUCUGGCCCUUGCUGAGUCAGGGAAUCUUUAUCAGCUGCAGCUUAAUGAAAACUCACAGCCAGUAUGGGUUGAAUCCACACCAGAACUUGAUCGAACCACAAGCAAAGAAGCAGAGAACAAUUUUCCUCAAAUAACUUCUGGAGUUACUUCUGACGAUAGGGAGAGGUUGUAUUUUUGCACUAAGAAUCGGUCGUUAGUUGAACUUACCAGUAUUGAACCCCCCAGGUGGAGUACUCAUGGUCGACCACCUGGUGCCGAUGUUGAGGCAAUAGUUGAUGCUUUAUCUGCUAGAUCAGAAAUAGUUUUUACUGUGAGCUCUGUAGGAGAUCUCUAUGAAUAUGACCAGAGUACUAAGCCAGCAUGGAAGAAGCACAUACAAAAAGAAGGUUCAGCACAAGACAUCUCUCUGGCCCCAACUAAAGGAUGCAGCUUUCGGGGUCCGAAUGGAGCUAGCACAGUUUCUCUCUUUCUUGUGACAAAGGGUGGGAACUUGGUCGAGAGGCAGCUUCUGCAUAGGAAGUGGAAAUGGAUUUCUCAUGGAAGGCCAAAAGAUAAUGUCCUGACCUCUAUCACAUGUGCAUGCCAGACUGAACUCAAUGAAAAUCUGAACACAAUGUUUCUAACUACCGAAGCUGGAUGCGUUUUUGAAUAUCGAAUUCCUAGACUAACAGGCACAUCUCAGGACAAACAUGUUGCUGGGCAGUGGGUGAAUCACAAUCAUCCUGACCAUGCAAAAGUCGCUAAAGGAAUAGCAGGGCUGCAAUUGCAUGUUGGAAGGUUUCUUUUCCCACUGGAUGAUGGAAGGCUAUCAGAACUACAUUUACCAGGUAUAGGUGGUGAAGAUUCAGCACCAAAUCAUCUGGUUAAUUCCCGAAGAAAAUUAGCCAUCAAAUAUGUAUGGUCCAUAUUAGAAGCUCCAGAAACUGAAGGAUGGAAUGCUGAGUAUUGUACUGAAGAACGUGGACCUUCAAAUUGUAUCUCAGGCACGAAAGACGAAAACAAUGAAGAUCUUAAUAAAUCAUCAUCAAGAAAGCGACAAGGAAAUAAUGCACAAGAAGUCUAUUUAUCCCUUGGUCCAUCACAAAUCAAUUCUAGCAAACAAAUUGGACCUAAUGCAGCAGAGAACUGGAUUACCAAGAACUUCAGACUGCGAGUGAUGCACGAAGGAAAAUCAUUCUUCAUGAUAACAGAUGAUGGGCAGAUUUUUGAAUAUCUAAGUGCUGAAAACGUGUGGUUGUGGUUGAAACAUGAGCAUUUAACUGCCAUCAAAGGAGCAGUUGGGAGCUACAAUGGGAGUUUAUUCCUGGUUGAUGAAAAUGGAAGUCUACUUAUUAGAGAAAGAACAAACACUGGACUAUCGUGGAUAAAUUGCACGUCCCUAAGGAAAGGAAAACAGAUCACUGGUGGUCCACCUUGGGAUCCUAAUCCAGGAAAGGGAAGAAAAGCUACAGCAAGUGAUGCACUUUACUUUGUCAGCAAAAGCGGAAAUUUACUACAGUUCACUGUUGCCUUGAGAAAGUUCAAAUGGAAAAAUUGCCGCAACCCACCAAACACAAAGAUUGCAAGUAUAGCAGAUCAAGAAAUGGUUAGAGAAAACAUUGUCUUCGUUAUUGGGAGGAAUGGUAGACUGUAUCAAUACAACAAAGUUACGGAGCUUUGGCAUGAACAUUACCAAUCACAACACUUGAUUAUCUCAAAAUUUCCUGGAACAGCUGUGAGGUCACCUUCUCCAUCAUUGAAGGGGUCUCUUUUCAUGGUGCUGGAAAAUGGCAGACUAGUUGAAUAUCACUGGGAUACAGUGGAUGGUUGGCAUUGGGUAGAACAUGGAACACCAGGUGGCAAUGUCACUCUAGUGGGCUCCCCUGGACCAUGCUUCGAAGGUGGUCAUCUAUUUUUGAUUGGCUCAGACGGAAAUGUCUAUCUUAGGUACUUGGAUCUUGAAUUAUGGAAAUGGAAUAACUAUGGCUUUCCAUGUGAUGAUGGAUCAAAGAAUGAUGAGGAUGUAAUACAACACGCAGAAAGAAAUGGAAAAGUGGGUCGCAGUACAAAUGAGGAUCAUAAGAAAACCUACAAAGAUUUAGCAGAAUAUUUGCCAGAACUUGACAAAACAUGUGAUCCCAAGGUGGGUUCUACACGUCCAAUUCGAUUUGCAGAUACUUCAGUCAUAUUUGAGCUUAGAGACGGUAGAUUAGCAGAAUUGAAGAAAACUGACAACGGUGGCUGGGUAUGGUCACGUACUAUCAGCACCCCAACAAGUUUAUGUCUAGCAAACUAUUGGGCAGCUUCAGCUUCAUAA
Molecule: messenger RNA, 2820 nt
Organism: Oldenlandia corymbosa var. corymbosa
Lineage: Eukaryota; Viridiplantae; Streptophyta; Magnoliopsida; Gentianales; Rubiaceae
Source: the annotation of a GenBank genome assembly